This is a messenger RNA of Botrytis cinerea B05.10, 2485 nucleotides long. RefSeq lists its product as hypothetical. The transcript has 3 exons. The coding region runs from base 901 to 2046 and encodes 381 amino acids. Lineage: Eukaryota; Fungi; Ascomycota; Leotiomycetes; Helotiales; Sclerotiniaceae. The record is from RefSeq and is a predicted model, not a curated record. Gene Ontology annotation, molecular function: hydrolase activity, hydrolyzing O-glycosyl compounds. Gene Ontology annotation, biological process: carbohydrate metabolic process.
GAGGUAGGUUCACAGAAUGAAGUAGGUGGCAACAAACACUUGCAUACAAACGAUAGAUGAUCGAGCGCCAAAGCAUCAAUCUUAAUUGUAUGCUGUUAUGGGACCACAAGGAAGUGUUGCGUUAAUGAGGGGACGGAUAUGAAGAAUGGCAAGAGAAGGGAAGGGGAGGGAGAAGAGAAUGAAACCCCGUGUGAGGAGUGAAGGCGGAGGAGGGGUUCGUUCCUGCAUUUGACGCGUUGCGCUGCGUUGCGCUGCAUACCUUACUAAUAAUUUAAUUGUGAUAUAACAUAUAGUUACCAAUUUCUUCAUCGGAUUCGCGCAUGGAGAUAUCAAAGUAGGUACGCCGCCGGUAAGUCAUCUAAUCUUUAUGGACGGGAGUAGUAAGUAGACAAUACCUAGUUGAUACACCAUACGCUCUUUCUUCUUCCACGGCUCUCUUUUCUCAAUACAGACUUCUAUCGACUCACUGUCUCUUUCCACCAACCGCCUACUUUCUCCUCUCUUUCUUUUAAAAUACUUCUUUCUUUAAUAAUAAACCUUCAUCCUUCCGUUACGCACUGCUCACCAUUCGUCGGUCCCUCAUCUCCACAGCUGCAACGACAACUACUUCUUCAACCAUCAUGCCGUGGUGAUCCCUCCAUAUAAGACCAUCUAGCAAAGGCUAUCCCCCAGCAAGUACAAAGCAAGCACUCCUUUUUUCUCCAUUCGACCUUGUACUUUCUAUCCUGUUCAGUCAACGGGUGAAUGUUCACUUUCAUUUCAAACGCAGUGCAAGUUUGCGAUAAUACUCCAACUUGUGCAUCAAGAGAAGAUACUUGUUUGUUUUCGUUGUACCACCAAAUCCCUUGACCGCAUACAAUAACAACAUCAUUCACCGCAAAAGACCUUGUCUCAUUUACAAUGCGGGUUUUAAAUAUGCGGUUCAUUCUCCCUAUAGUCCUGUCUUUCGCAGGCCAUGCGACUGCAGACUGUGAAUGUGGCUAUUCCUCUUCCAUCGGCGACUCUGUGGAACCUUACAUUUUUACUGACCUUAUCGAGUCUGACUUCUUGCACAUCCCCAACAUCACGCUUGAUACAGACUGGAGACGACAACAGUUUAAUAUGUCGGCUGCCGCUGGACGUGGUCCUUAUGGUAUGAACUACAGCAUUGAGCAGGUCACGUCAAAUCCUAUACCUGAUGAGAAUACAUGGUCUGGAGAGGGAGAAUUUGGCAUUGAUCCUGGUGUACAGCUUACCGUCAGUGGAGGAGACCCUGCCAAUGGAUUUGUUCAGACUGCGGAGAUGGAUUCGGCCCGUGAAGAUUUACUCUGGGGAACAUAUAGAGCUGCUAUGAAAUUGACCUUAACUCCUGGUACAUGUGCUGCUUUCUUCUGGUACUUUAACGACAGCCAAGAAAUCGAUAUGGAGUUUCUUUCUUCCCAGUUUAACGUCGACAACAAUACAUUCCCUGUCAAUCUUGUUCUACAAUCAGUGCAGUCAGUCCAAGCUGGUUACAACGCUGCUGUUACUGGCAACUAUAUCGUGGCAAACCUUCCCUUCAACCCCACUACUGGCUACCAUGAAUAUCGCAUCGACUUUAUCCCAGGAAACGUCAUAUUUUAUGCUGAUGGACAAAUCCUGGCAAAGAUGAACAGCACCGCAGUUCCGACAUCGCCUGGUCAUAUGAUCAUCACACAAUGGAGCAAUGGGAACCCUCUAUGGUCCUCAGGUCCACCAUCACACGAUGCCGUCAUCUCCGUUAGCUACGUGAAAGCCUACUUUAAUUCCUCGGACCCAGUGCGCGAGAUAGGUCUGAUAAAACGAUGCAAAGACUCUAGUGCUGAAAAUGCCAUUUGUGCUAUUCCAGACCAAACUUCAGCCCCCAAUCCGGAUGGAAACAAUGGCAAUGCUUCAGCAAGGACAUUUUUCUUCAGCAACCAAAAGAACGAGACGAAUAAUCAGACAGUGUACAAAAAGAGCGAAGCCACUACGGCGACAACCGUUGGACCUUACGGCUCGAUAUCACUUUUCCUUCUCCUUUCUAUGAUCGCCACCAUCUUGCUAUGAAAGUCCAUUUUAGGCUGAGAUAAGGCGUCCACUUUUUCGUUCGUGGGACUUUUCCUUGACUGAAAGCCCUACCAAGCAUUUGAUUCAUGAUUUCAAGGGAGAUAACAGGAGAAUAGGAGUUGAGGUUGACGUUGGAAUUGCUUUUUUUAGAACCGGAUGGGAUACCCAAAUCUUAGGAGGAAUGGUGCUAUUGCUUGAUCAUUGUAUUAUACAGGCGAUGCGAGAAGCGAUGGCUACGCGUAGGCAUAUUUGUAUCAAUCCAGCCCGGAGGGAACAUGUAGAUCAAAGGCCAGGAAAACCCGGCUAUUAAUUAAUACGUCUUGCUUAACCGGGAUACAUAAUACAACAUAUUUGACCGAACAAUACCAUCAGAGGGUUUUUGAUCAGCCAUGAGAAUGCAAGCAGACUACCAAAGAAAUAAAUUGAAUAUUGAGGUUCA